UUUUUCCCGCCAUUUACAGUGUGAUUUUGAGUGAUUCCCCAGAUGAAGGAGUAGUCGCACCCCUGAACUGCGGACAUGGCAACCCGUCGCUCGAUGGGGUGACGACCUCGGGACCCAUCCACAAUCCACAACGGGAACAAGCUGGAGGCCAAGCCUCGACUUCCCGCCUUGGGGCUCUUGGAUAAAUACCACCGCUGCGGCUCUGCUCUUGGCUGCUUGACUUGGCUCUCUUCCUAAGCUGUACCACCUUCUUAUCCACAGUCUUUCAUUCGUUCCUUUAAACACACACAUUCAUUCAAUAUGCGUGCCACUUCUUCGAUCCUCGCGGCUGGUCUCGCGGCUUCUGCCAUGGCGGCUCCGGGAGCCCUGCCUCACCACCGCAGGGCACCAUGCCCCCAUGCCCAGCCCGCGGCUGCAUCGAGCGCUGCUGCGAUCACUCCUACCGUGGCUGCCUCGAGCCCUCCUACUGUGGCUGCCUCGAGCACUUCUACCGGGGCUGCCUCGAGCACUCCUACCGGGGCUGCCUCGUCCGGCUCCAACUCCUCGUCCGGCAGUGCCAGCGGCGGCCUGAAGUUCCUUGGUGUCAUCGAGUCUGGUGCUGAGUUCGGCGAGAGCGCCUGGCCUGGUGUUUACGGCAAGGACUACAUCUUCCCGGAUACCUCGGCUAUCCAGACUCUCAUCGACAUGGGAAUGAACAUGUUCCGCAUCCCCUUCCUGGCCGAGCGUAUGGCCGAGGCCUCCCUGGCCGCGGACCUGAACGCCGACUACCUCAAGAACCUGACCACCGUCGUGAACUACAUCACCGACGCUGGCAAGCAUGCCGUGAUCGAGCCACACCAGUACGGUCGCUACAAGGGCCAGAUCAUCUCGUCCAACGCCGACUUCAAGACCUUCUGGGGAAACCUGGCCAGCAGCUUCAAGGCCAACGACAAGGUGGUCUUCGACUGCAUCAACGAGCCCCAUGACAUGACCACCGAUACGCAGACCGCCGAGCUCAACCAGGCCUGUGUUGACGGUAUCCGUGGGGCUGGCGCCACUACCCAGUACAUCUUCGUCGAGGGCACUUCUUACACUGGUGCCUGGACCUGGACUACCUCCGGCAACAGCGAGAACAUGGGCAGCAUCAAGGACACCGUCGACGACCUGCUGAUCUACGAGAUGCAUCAGUACCUUGACAGCGACGGAAGUGGUACAUCCACUGAGUGCGUGUCCUCUACCAUUGGACAGGAGCGCAUCGUCGAUGCCACGAACUGGCUGCGUGAGAACAAGAAGAUUGGAGUCAUUGGCGAGUUUGCUGGCGGCGAUAACGAGGUGUGCAAGACUGCCGUUGCGGGUAUGCUCGACUACAUGGUUGAGAACAGCGACGUUUGGAUGGGUGCUCUGUGGUGGGCUGCCGGCCCCUGGUGGGCAGACUACAUGUACAGCUUCGAGUCUCCUUCCGGCACUGGCUACAAGGCCUACAAGGACAUUCUCAGCAAGUACGUGCCUGCCUAGAGCGCCUGCUUCUGACUGCUGAGGGCUCGGAAAACACUUCUUUGUAAAUAUCAAAUUCUGCAUUGCUGCAUGGACUGUACUUAGACAUAGACAAAUGCAUCUUCUGGACUUGGUUCCAAGCCCACA
Messenger RNA from Diaporthe batatas, 1620 nucleotides. RefSeq lists its product as uncharacterized. Gene Ontology annotation, biological process: glucan catabolic process. Gene Ontology annotation, molecular function: hydrolase activity, hydrolyzing O-glycosyl compounds. Bases 301 to 1494 code for a protein of 397 amino acids. Lineage: Eukaryota; Fungi; Ascomycota; Sordariomycetes; Diaporthales; Diaporthaceae. The record is from RefSeq and is a predicted model, not a curated record. The transcript has a single exon.